CUCUCCUCUCCUCUCCUCCUUCCUCUCCCCUCUCCUGUGUGCGUUUGAGAGUGCAUCUUGGAGCUGACAGCAUGCUGGGACUGCGUUUCCAAAGAAAAAGCUCAGCUCCCUCAGUUUCCCGUCCGUCUUUUUGCCGCUCUCAUUGUCUUUGCCGACAGUGAUAAAGAGAGCAGUUGAACCAGGGGGCCCGCGUGUGUGUGUAUGUGUAUGUGUGUGUGUUUUCACAUCAUUUCUUUUUUGGGAAUAAGAGAAACCAUCGCUGUUUUCUGACUCUGAGAGAAGAAAAGAAGAGACUCCUUUGGAAUUUCCCAAGGAAUUUAUCCUCACAGCUCUGUUAUCCGGGGCUUUCCGUCCUACCGCCGGGGUAUACAAUGUUGUCCACAGUUCCACGCUAGGGGAAUUCUCAGGAGUUCUGUUCUUUCUUCACUCUUGUCUGAAGCAGCGGGUUGCCGUCGAUUGGUUCAAACUGGUUGGGGUCAAAGGGGGCAAUAAUUUCACUGGUGUCAGCGAGGUGAAACUGCAGAAGUCAGCAGCAUGGUGGCAACUGCAUGAACCCAACUGUGUAGCCUCUGUUCUUGUUCUCUUUCCUGAGAUGUCAACUACAGGAUGAGGCCUGCGGCAGGUCUCAGGAGAGAGAAUGCUUUGUGACUUUCACACCUUUUACCUCAAGAGUCAUCCAUGCACACACACAUUCACACCCUGGCGGUGAUGAGCUACAGUGUAGCCACAGCGACCCUGGGAACACUGACAGAAGCAAGGCUGCUGAACACUGGCACCACAAGCCCCUCUACCCACCAUCAGCAGGCAAGCUCUUGAACUGUUGGAGAGGUUGCUCGAGAGCUGAAAGGCUGUGAAAACGCUGCAUCUGAGAAAUCAGACCAGACUGACUCACAGGGCUCUGUGAGCCAGUGCCACCGAGGCUGCCAAAGCAUGCUGGUGCCAAGCUGUCCCACCAUGCACAGAGCCAGACCCACGCUGCUGCUGCUGCCGCUGCUGCUCAUCCAGGGUCUGCUCCUCCACCUCGCCGACGCUGACUCACCACCAAAGUUUUUAAGAACCCCCAAUGACCAAACAGGCGUACAAGGAGGUGUGGCAUCCUUCAUCUGCCAAGCCACGGGAGAUCCGCGGCCGAAGAUUGUGUGGAACAAGAAGGGGAAGAAAGUCAGCAACCAGAGAUUUGAGGUAGUGAUUGAGUUCGAUGACGGCUCUGGUUCCGUGCUAAGAAUCCAGCCAUUGCGCACGCCCAGAGAUGAAGCCAUAUACGAGUGUGUCGCCUCCAACAGUGUUGGAGAGACGAGUGCUACCACCAGACUGACUGUUUUACGUGAGGACCAACUGCCCCCUGGUUUCCCCACCAUAGACAUGGGCCCACAGUUGAAGGUGGUGGAGCGAACGCGCACCGCCACCAUGCUCUGUGCCGCCAGCGGCAACCCUGACCCUGACAUCUCCUGGUUCAAAGACUUCCUCCCUGUCAACACCACCAACAACAUUGGCCGCAUUAAACAGCUCAGAUCAGAAUCCUUUGGUGGUACACCAAUAAGAGGAGCCCUUCAAAUCGAGCAGAGCGAAGAGUCCGACCAGGGGAAGUACGAAUGUGUGGCGACCAACAACGAUGGAACCCGCUAUUCUGCUCCUGCAAACCUUUAUGUCAGAGAGCUACGAGAAGUACGUCGGGUGCCACCGCGCUUCUCCAUCCCGCCUACAGACAAUGAGAUCAUGCCAGGAGGCAGUGUGAAUAUCACAUGCGUGGCAGUAGGCUCUCCCAUGCCGUAUGUCAAAUGGAUGCUGGGUGCUGAAGACCUUACUCCGGAGGAUGAUAUGCCCAUCGGACGCAACGUCUUGGAACUCACGGAUGUGCGCCAGUCGGCCAAUUACACGUGUGUGGCCAUGUCAACCCUCGGGGUGAUUGAGGCUGUAGCCCAGAUAACAGUCAAAGCAUUGCCAAAGGCUCCUGGCAUUCCCAUAGUGACCGAGCGAACAGCCACUAGCAUUACAUUGACCUGGGACUCUGGCAAUCCUGAACCAGUGUCCUACUACAUCAUCCAGCACAAGUCUAAAUACUCAGAGGACUUGUACAAGGAAAUUGAUGGCGUGGCCACAACUCGGUACAGCGUUGGGGGCCUCAGUCCCUACUCUGACUAUGAGUUCAGGGUAAUGGCCGUAAACAACAUUGGACGAGGGCCAUCCAGUGAGAGCAUCGAAGCCAAAACAGCAGAGCAGGCACCGAGCACGGCACCAAGGCAGGUCCGAGGUCACAUGAUGAGUGCCACCACAGCUGUUAUCCAGUGGGAUGAACCAGAGGAGCCCAAUGGACAGAUCAUGGGCUACAGGGUCUACUACACCAUGGAUCCCACCCAACAUGUCAACCUCUGGGAGAAGCAGAUUGUUCGGGGGUCUAACUUUGUUACCAUCCAGGGCCUCAUCCCAAAUAGGACCUACUACAUUAAGGUGUUGGCUUAUACUUCCGUAGGUGAUGGACCUCUCUCUCCAGACCUGCAAAUCAUUGCUAAGACCGGAGUUCCCUCCCAGCCGACCGACUUUAAAGGGGAAGCCAAAUCAGAAACAAGCAUUUUACUUUCAUGGAAUGCUCCAGCACAGUCUGGACAGGAAAACCAAGUCAUGGGAUACGAACUCUUGUACAAAAAGAGGGAUGAAAGGGAAGAGAAACGAAUCAGCUUUGAGCCGACAACAACGUACCUUCUGAAGGACUUGAAACCCUUCACUACUUACGCUUUUCGCCUGGCGGCACGUAGUAAACAUGGAGUCGGGGCUUACACCAGCGAGAUCUCUGCAGAAACACCACAGACACAACCCGCAGGCCCACCUCAGGAUGUAAAUUGUUAUAGCCCCAGCUCCACCAACAUCCGGGUAAGUUGGCGGCCACCCCCAAUGGAGUUACAAAACGGGAUCAUAACCCAGUACGUCAUCCAAUAUGCUGCAACCGAAGGCGAUGAUACAACAGCUCGUCAAAUCUCCAACAUCCCACCGGAAAGCUCUGAGUACCUUUUGGAAAACUUGGAAAAAUGGACAGAGUACCGUGUGACGGUCAUUGCUCAUACUGACGUUGGAGCAGGACCGGAGAGCCUGCCGCAGCUUGUCCGCACAGAGGAGGAUGUUCCUAGUGGGCCACCUCGUAAAGUUGAGGUGGAGGCUGUCAACUCUUCAUCAAUUAAAGUGAUCUGGCGUUCGCCGGUGCCUACCAAGCAGCACGGUCAGAUCCGAGGAUACCAGGUGCACUAUGUCAAGAUGGUUAAUGGGGAGCCCACAGGACAGCCAGUCAUCAAGGACAUCCUGAUUGAUGAUGCCCAGUGGGAGUAUGACGAUUCAACUGAUCAUGAAAUGAUCAUCCCAGAGCUUCAGGCUGAGACCACAUAUUCAGUAACAGUGGCAGCCUACACCACAAAAGGGGAUGGUGCUCGUAGCAAGCCCAAACUCAUCACCACCACUGGUGCAGUUCCAGAGAAACCUCGUCUUAUGGUCAGUACUACUAACAUGGGCACAGCUCUACUCCAAUGGCAUCCCCCAGCAGUAACACAUGGGCCCCUGCAAGGUUAUCGCCUUCGCUUUGGUCGCAAAGACGUGGAUCCAUUGACUGUUAUUGAGUUCCCAGAGCGAGAAAACCACUACACAACCAAAGAGAUUCAUAAGGGGGCCUCAUACACUUUCCGCCUUUCAGCACGUAACAAGGUGGGCUUUGGCGAAGAGACGGUCAAAGAAGUUACCACAAACGAGGACGUUCCAAGCGGCUACCCUCAGAACAUUAAAGCCGAGGGUGCCACCACCUCCACUGUUCAGGUCAGCUGGCAGCCCGUGCUGCUGGCAGAGAGAAACGGUCAAAUAGUAAAAUAUGCUCUGCAAUACAAAGACAUCAACAGCCCACGCAGUCCCUCCGAGCUCUUCAUCACUGCCCCAGAAUCGACUGUCCUCCUGGAUGGCCUUAGAGCAGACACCACUUAUGAUAUUAAAAUGUGUGCCUUCACCAGCAAGGGCUCUGGUCCCUAUAGCCCAAGUGUCCAGUUCAGAACACAGCCCGUGGAUCAAGCAGUGUUUGCAAAAAAUUUUCACGUGAAAGCUGCUAUGAAGACUUCUGUAUUACUGAUGUGGGAUAUUCCAGACUCUUACAAUGCUGCACAACCUUUCACUAUCCUCUAUGAUAAUGGGCAGAGUGUGGAGGUGGACGGCAAGUUAACACAGAAGCUUAUCACGGGCCUUCAACCAGAGACUCAAUACUCCUUCCUCUUGACCAACCGCGGCAACAGUGCCGGAGGUUUGCAGCAUCGAGUGUCAACAAUGACUGCUCCAGACGUGCUACGCACCAAGCCCUACAUGGUUGGAAAGACCAACUCAGAUGGAAUGGUAACUGUAGAGCUACCAUCAGUGCAGACGUCUGAGAGAGUAUGGGGGUAUUACGUCGUGGUUGUACCACUGAAGAAGCAGCGCACUGGGAAAUUUUUCAAACCAUGGGACAGUCCUGAUGAGAUGAACUUGGAUGAGCUGCUGAAGGAGAUAAACCAAACUAGCCGAGGCCUUCGUUUCCAGAGGCACGCGGAACCCAAAGCCUAUAUCGCUGCCUACUUCAAAGACCUGCCCAAGGAGUUCACCCUGGGAGAUGGCAAGAUCUACGGAGACUUUGAAAACAAGCAACUCCAGAAUGGCCAGGAAUACAUCUUCUUUGUGCUUGCUGUGCUGGAGAUGUCUGAAAAUAUCAUGUAUGCCACCAGCCCUUACUCCGACCCAGUUAUCUCAGCAGACAUUGAUCCGCAGCCAAUCAUUGAUGAGGAGGAAGGUCUCAUCUGGGUGGUGGGCCCUGUGCUGGCAGUUGUCUUCAUCAUAUGCAUUGUCAUUGCCAUCCUUCUUUAUAAGAGAAAACGGGCAGAAACAGAAGCAAGAAAAGGAAGUCUGCCCAACAGCAAAGAAAUGCCACUUCAUCAUCCAACUGAUCCCGUCGAGCUCCGGCGUCUCAACUUCCAAACUCCCGGUUCAGGUGCAUCCAGUUACCCCAGUAAUCUCCAUUUGUCAAGUAUGGCUAGCCACCCUCCAAUCCCCAUCAUGGAGUUAGCUGAUCAUGUAGAGCGCCUGAAAGCCAACGACAACCUCAAGUUUUCACAGGAAUAUGAGUCCAUCGACCCUGGCCAACAGUUCACAUGGGAGCACUCCAACCUGGAGGUCAACAAACCAAAGAACAGAUACGCCAAUGUAAUUGCCUACGAUCACUCCAGAGUUCUACUCUCUGCUAUUGACGGAAUCCCGGGAAGUGAUUAUAUCAAUGCUAACUACAUAGACGGCUACAGGAAGCAAAAUGCUUACAUUGCUACCCAAGGAUCUCUGCCGGAGACAUUUGGGGAAUUUUGGAGGAUGAUCUGGGAGCAGAGGAGCGCCAUCGUCGUCAUGAUGACCAAACUGGAGGAGAGGUCCAGGGUAAAAUGUGAUCAAUACUGGCCCACCAGAGCGACGGAGACGUACGGUCUCAUCCAAGUAACGUUGCUAGAUACAGUAGAGUUGGCCACUUACUGUGUCAGGACAUUUGCACUUUUUAAAAACGGCUCCAGCGAGAAGCGAGAGGUGAGGCAGUUCCAGUUCACCGCCUGGCCAGACCACGGGGUACCAGAACACCCCACUCCAUUUCUCGCCUUCCUGAGACGGGUGAAAGCCUGCAACCCUCCAGACGCAGGGCCCAUGGUGGUGCACUGCAGUGCUGGAGUUGGACGCACGGGUUGCUUCAUUGUGAUUGAUGCCAUGCUGGAACGUAUCAAGCACGAGAAGACCGUGGAUAUCUACGGACACGUAACGCUAAUGCGUGCCCAGCGCAACUACAUGGUGCAGACAGAAGACCAGUACGUCUUCAUACACGACGCGCUCCAGGAGGCCGUCAAUUGCGGCACCACCGAAGUGCCCGCCAGAAACCUCUACGCCUACAUCCAGAAACUGACUCAGACAGAAGGUGGAGAGAAUGUCACUGGCAUGGAACUUGAGUUCAAGCGUUUAGCUAACACUAAAGCCCACACAUCACGAUUCAUCAGUGCCAAUCUCCCCUGCAACAAGUUCAAGAACCGCCUUGUUAACAUAAUGCCAUACGAGUCCACGCGAGUGUGUCUUCAGCCCAUCCGAGGAGUUGAAGGCUCAGACUACAUCAAUGCCAGUUUCAUCGAUGGGUACAGGCAACAGAAAGCUUACAUUGCAACACAGGGACCACUGGCAGAGACCACAGAAGACUUCUGGAGAAUGCUCUGGGAGCACAACUCCACCAUUGUAGUCAUGCUCACCAAGCUUAGAGAAAUGGGCAGGGAAAAAUGCCACCAGUACUGGCCGGCAGAGAGAUCAGCCAGAUAUCAGUACUUUGUGGUGGACCCCAUGGCUGAAUACAACAUGCCCCAGUACAUCCUGAGGGAGUUUAAAGUGACUGAUGCCAGGGACGGACAGUCACGGACAGUAAGGCAGUUCCAGUUCACAGACUGGCCUGAACAAGGAGUGCCAAAAUCAGGCGAGGGGUUCAUCGAUUUUAUUGGACAGGUACAUAAAACGAAAGAGCAGUUCGGCCAAGAUGGGCCAAUCACAGUCCACUGUAGCGCGGGUGUUGGUAGGACUGGAGUUUUCAUCACCCUCAGCAUUGUCUUGGAGCGAAUGAGAUACGAGGGUGUAGUAGACAUCUUUCAGACGGUGAAAAUGCUACGGACACAAAGACCGGCUAUGGUACAGACAGAGGAUCAAUACCAAUUCUGCUACAGAGCUGGCUUGGAAUAUUUGGGAAGCUUUGAUCACUAUGCAACGUAAAACACCCAGUACUGGAAGAUAAAAGUGGAGGGCCCCUUGGAAAAAGCGAGCCUCUCUUCUGAGCCAUAAAAUUCCUGCUUGAGAAAGUACUCCUUAACUCCUUGCUAACAGUUCGUUAAGUGUCGGAUGUGUGACGUGACUCGUCAAUAAAAUGAAAAAGAAUUUCCGGAGGACCAACUAUUUCCGUAACCCCUUUCCUGCUCCAAUAACAAACUUCGCCUUGGUACAAGACAAGGGAAUCCUGACUUUUGAAGCAUCAUGUGGAAUUACUUUUUUUGUUUGCUUCAAGGAUUCAUUUUGGGGGCUCAGAAAAACUCAAUGAAACUAACACAAGAAAAAAAACUGAACACUUCUCGAACAAUACCGCCAGAAAUGCAUCAGUGAUAAUGACCCAUAACGAGAGAUGACGGAGGCACACGGAAAUGCAGAUGGACACGACUCGAUAUGCACUGUAAAACAAAAAAACAAUCACAAUCAGUCCACAUCAUCACAAAAGAAGACUAUACGUGGUCAACAAGAGCAAGACAGACUUAAAGUAAUAAUGAAUAAAAAUAUCCCUUUUUUCACUAAGUUUAUCAUUUCAAUUUGGGGCAGAGUCAAAACGAAAUAAAAACUAUUGAUUUAGUUUUUUAGUAUUUUAUUAUUCAGCUGAUGUGCUUUUUUUGAACUGUGUGAUUUUUCUUUUUUUACAACAACUUAUCGCUUGAAGGGGGAAAAGCAACAAAACAUGUUUGGUUCUGUUGUUGAUUUUUAAAGCUGUAGAAGUUUUCUAACGUAUGUGCCGUUUCUUGCAGAGAAUUGUCGUUUUCAUUUUGUUACACAUGGUGCAAAAGAACUCACACAAACCAAAACACAACUUUGUUUAAAAGUUACGUUUUGGUCAGUGUGCUCAUUUUUAUUUUUUUGUUUAUUGUUCACAAUUACUUUCAUUGUAACUUAAUUACUUCCAUUAUGAAAACUGGGGAUUUGCUGAAUCAACAGGGAUGAGCAAAGUAUGAAGCUGCUGCUACCAAUUAUCUUAGUUCUUCCAUUUUUCAAUGAUACGAGAGAAUUUGAUGAAUUGAAAAAGAGAAUAUAUACACAUAUACAUAUAUAAGAUUAUGGUACAGAUUGUUGAAUAUGUGUGAAAUAUGUAUAUGAAAGUAUAGAUACAACAGUACAUAUAUAGAUAAAUUAUAUACAGAGGUGUUUGAAAGCUUUCAGGGUGAGAGGUAUGUGCUAGGAGGGAAAUGAAUAUAUUUUUCACUGGAAUGCACAUCAGUAAGACAAAACUGUAUUCUGAUUCAGUGCAUAUUUUUUCUUGUGCAAUAACUGUGUUUUAGAUUAGGUUUUUAUGUGGAUAUGUCAUUCACUCAUGGCAUUAUUAUAAUCCCCUACCAAUAACCCAGGUAGUACCAUAUGGCAGUCUGAUUAAAGCGGGGUCCUUCACAGUAACACCGACAGUAAAUGGUACGGACUUCACUUUUGUUUUCGUGAUAUAUAUCUAUACAUAUAUAGAUACAGAUAUGUUUGUUUCUUUUUGCAUUUAGAGUGCCUUAUAUUUAUGCCUGUUUUUAUAAUGUUUCCUUUAUCGUUAAUGUAUCCUUUCCAUAAUGUAAGCUUUUAGUGUAAAUUGCAAUGUAGAGUUAUUUACCCAUCAUUUGUCACAAGAUGAGAUUAUAAUAUAUGCAAAUAAGAGCAUUUUAGAGGUCGGAGAUUUCAUUUUCAGUGGCCUUAUCACGGCUGAGUGAAUUAGAGUAAAAGAGUGGCUGUUAAAACACAGAUGAGAUGGAGGGGAAAAAAGUACCACAUCUCCACAGGCCCAGAGUUUUAAGGUGGAUAACUUCUAUUUUUAAAGUAGAUUUGGUGAAAGCAUGCACACUGAAAGUUCUCCGUGCCAUCUGAGGUCAUGCGAGAGUGGAUUUAGAGAAAACAAAACACCCAUUCUGUUAUCCUGACAAUCCUGAACAGUUGUGGGUGUUUUUAUUUUUUUUUGUUUUUGUUUUUUUCGUAAAACAGGAUUUUAUUUAUUGACCUUUCUUAUGGCUUUGUGGAUGUGCAUUCCAGGUGCUUUCCUUUCCCCUUAUCAACUCAAGUUAUUUUUUAUUUAUAUUUUUCUGCUUUCCUGUCUAUAUAAUAAUUUUCUUCAUCUAGUUUUAUGUUCAUCAAUUUAUUUUUUUAAAUGCAUGGUAAAGAAUUGCAGAGUUGGCCAAAAACUGGUCAAAGUAGGGAAGACUUGCACUUUCUCUUUGUACUAUGCACUGCCCUAUUGAUUCAAAACCCAAUAAUAUAUUACUUGAACACAUCUAUUAUUGGAAGAAAAAACCUCCUCAAACAUUCACUUUGUGUGUAUGUAAAUAACACAGAAAAGGUGUUAACCUUUUGGAGGAAAAGACAAAAAAAAGUCUGUUGGUGGGGAAAAGAGCAUCGAUCUGAUGCCAUAGUAACUCCAGCAGAUAACUUCAGAUGAAUCUGCCCCUCCGUGACCAUCUGUUCUUGUGGCUUUGCCAUUCAAGCUUGGAGUGUCAUUAACAGAAAUAAACGUUGUGUUCUCUGCUCUCUCUAUCUAUCUCUCGUCUGGAUGCAUAGACUGAUAAAUAAAUAAUGAAAUUGUAAAAAGAAAAAAAAGGCUUGUUAAAAAGAUUAUACAAUUACCUCUGAUUAGUUGUAAGCGUAAACUGUUUCUUUUUUCUGAAUGAAAGGAGUGCUUUUUAUUUUCUUACUUAGGUCACAUUGGUGGAGAAAGAAGUCUGUAAGAAAAUCAGUUCUUUGCUGACACGAGUUCCAUUUGUUAUAAAUGAAUUCUAUUAAAAAAUGUCAGUGUUA
This is a messenger RNA of Nothobranchius furzeri (turquoise killifish), 9576 nucleotides long. Lineage: Eukaryota; Metazoa; Chordata; Actinopteri; Cyprinodontiformes; Nothobranchiidae. The record is from RefSeq and is a predicted model, not a curated record.